AUGAGGACAUGGCAGUGGGGAUGAUGGUGGGGACAUGGAUGGAGGCAUGGUGAUGGGGACGUGAUUGGGGAUAUUGAUAAGAACAAGGGUGGGGAUAUGGAUGGGGACAUGGAUGAGGACGGGGACAUGGCAGUGGGGACACUGAUGAGAACAUGGGACAUGGGUGGGGACAUGGCAAUGGAAGUGGGGUCAUGGUUGGGGACAUGACUACAUGAUUCUAUGACAUGGAUGGGGACAUGGCAGUGGGGCCAUGGAUGAGGAAAUGGAUGGGAAAUGAAUGGGAAAUGAAUGGGGACAAUGGUGAUGGGGACAUGGGUGAGGACACGGAUGGAGACAUGGCAAUGGGGACAUGGAUGGGGACAUUGGUGUGGAUAUGGAUGGAGACAUGGUGAUAAGGACAUGGAUGGGGGCACGGAUGAGGACACGGUUGGGGACAGGGAUGGGGACGCGGAUGGGGAGGGACAUGGAUGGGGGCAUUAUUGGGGACAUGGUUGAGGACAUGGAUGGGGACAUGGAUGGGGACAUGGAUGGGGACAUGAGUGAGGGCAUGGAUGGAGACACAGAUGGGGACACAGGUGGGGACAGGGAUGGGGACGCAGAUGGGGACAUGAGUGAGGGCAUGGAUGGGGACACAGAUGGGGACAUAGAUGGGGACAUGGUUGAGGACAGGGAUGGCGACACAGUUGGGGACAUGGUUGGGGACAUUGAUGGGGACAUGAGUGAGGGCAUGGAUGGAGACACGGAUGGGGACACAGAUGGGGACAGGGAUGGGGACAUGAGUGAGGGCAUGGAUGGGGACAUGGAUGGAGACAUGGAUGGGGACAUGGAUGGGGACACAGAUGGGGACAUGGUUGGGGACAUGGAUGCGGACAUGAGUGAGGGCAUGGAUGGAGACACGGAUGGGGACAGGGAUGGGGACAUGAGUGAGGGCAUGGAUGGGGACACGGAUGGGGACAUGGUUGGGGAUGUGACUGGGGACACAGGUGGGGGCACGGAUGGGGACACGGUCCAUAUCAGCCCUCCCCGCUCCUCCCAGGGCAAGAAGUUCGUGGGGGACCUGGGUGCAGACGGGGCCAUCACGUGGCAGGAGACGGGGCAGGUGUUCGGCUCACCCAGCGCCUGGGCCACGCACUGCAAGCGCCUGGUGAACCCUGCCAAGAAGUCGGGCUGCGGGUGGGCGUCCGUGCGCUACAAGGGGCAGCGCCUGGACCAGUACAAGGCUGCGUGGCUGCGGCGGCACCAGCCCCAUGCGCCCAGUGAUGAGGCUCUGCCCAGUGAGGGCGAGGAGGAUGAGCUGCCCGAGGAGGAAGAGGAGGAGGCUGGGGACGGCCGAACGCCCGCAGCAGAGCCAGCAGCCAGCAAGAGAACGGAGGAGAAAAGCAAGAAGCUGCCGGGCCGCAGUACAGCAGAGCAGGAGCCCAUCCCCCCGGGGAAGAGGCCGGAGAGCAAAGCCCGGGCACCCGUCCGCUACUGCAUGCUGGGCACACGGGAUGCAGCCAGGAACCCACAGACCCUGGUGGAGGUGACGUCCUUCGCCGCCAUUAACAAGUUCCAGCCCUUCAACGUGGCCAUCUCCAGCAACGUCCUCCUGCUGCUGGAUUUCCACAGCCACCUGACGCGCAGUGAAGUUGUGGGCUACCUGGGGGGCCGCUGGGACACCAACACGCAGCUGCUGACGGUGCUGCGCGCGUUCCCGUGCCGGAGCCGCCUGGGCGAUGCUGAGGCUGCGGGUGCUGUGGAGGAGGAGAUCUGCCAGAGCCUGUUCCUGCGGGGGCUGUCGUUGGUGGGUUGGUACCACAGCCACCCCUUCGGCCCCGCGCUGCCCUCCCUGCACGACAUCGACGCGCAGAUGGAUUACCAGCUCAAACUGCAGGGCAGUGGCAACGGCUUCCAGCCCUGCCUGGCCCUCAUCUGCGGUAAGCACCCACCCCUGGGGGGGGCACAGAGCUGCAGCCCCCCCACAUCAGCGCCAUCUCUCCUCCCAGGGCCGUACUAUGCUGGUAACCCUGGUGUGGAGUCCAAGAUUGCGCCCUUCUGGGUGAUGCCACCACCUGAGCAACGGCCCAACGACUACGGCAUCCCCAUGGAUGUGGAGGUGGCCUACAUCCAGGAUGGCUUCCUCACCAACGACGUCCUGCAGGAGAUGACACUGCUGGUGGAGUUCUACAAAGGAGCCCCGGACCUGGUGAAGUUCCAGGAGCUGUGGAGCCAGGACCAGACCUACCUGGAUAAGCUGAAGGGCUCCCUGGCCUCUCGCAGCCCCAAGGACCAGAGCUUUGCCCACAUCCUGGAGCAGAUCUACGGCCUGCUGAGGCACAGCAGCUGAGCAGGAGCUGCAAUGGGGAGCAGGGGCUGCGAGCAGCACUGCAGGGAUGCAGCAUUGCCUGCUGCGCCUAGGAAGCCGACGGAAGGAGCAGAGCCAGCAGCUGGGGGCGCAGGGCAGCAGGGGACUCGUGGGAGCCCAACACUUACUGAAGUGUAACAAAGCACAGAGAAAUAAAUGAGGAAACAGUCUCACCUCUUUCACACACACAGACGUGCACGCGUCCCUCUGUCCCAGAACUGCCCUCAGAGCUGAAAGCAGAACUUCUCGAUUCCACGCCCACGCUGCCAAAGACCACGGGAAGAAGGAACCGUUUGUUCACCAUCAACUGCUUUUAUUGUUCUGGAAAAAUGGAAUGUUUCACUAACAGAAACUUCAAUGCCGACCAAGAACACGUUCAUAACAAAGAAAGGAAACCAAUCAGCUGAACUGAUAGAGCGUUUGGCUACGAUGUGGCAGCAGUCUUGCUUUUUCGUCAUCACAAAUUCAAGUUGCUUAAUAAAACUCACCACCAUUGUCA
Phasianus colchicus (ring-necked pheasant) is the source of this 2843-nucleotide messenger RNA. The record is from RefSeq and is a predicted model, not a curated record. Lineage: Eukaryota; Metazoa; Chordata; Aves; Galliformes; Phasianidae.